UUCUUUCCUUCCUGUUUUUUCUUUCUCUAGUUAUCUCGUGCAAUGAGUCAUGGGCCUUUAGCUUGCGUACGCAUACCAACUCUUCUCUAAAUGGCGUCUUUUCGAUCCUUGGCUGGGCCAGCUUCCAUCUCAUCAACAUCGAAUGACCAAUAUACCCCGGUGUCUGAUGGAUCGGUGGAUGAGCAGUCAAGGCGUGGCCGAAAUAGUUCGUUGAAGCUUCAGACUGAUUUUGGCACCGUUCCAGAUCGCUUUUCUGAAGAUGAUGCCGACGAGUACAAUUACAACGACGAGGCGCAGCCGAAAUUCUAUCGUCCCCGCCUGCCGAAGUAUACAGCUGUAGAGGAGCAGCAGGUAGUAAAGAAGUUUGACCGCAGGCUCGUCCCAUUCCUCGCCCUUCUUUAUCUGCUGUCUUUCCUAGACCGUUCAAAUAUCGGAAACGCAAAGAUUGCCGGUCUUGAAGAAGACCUGAAUCUAUCUUCAUCACAGUAUGAAUGGCUCUUGACGGCGUUCUAUAUCACCUACAUUCUUUUUGAGUGGAUGACCCUGCUAUACCGCGUAUUUCCCGCACAUGUCUAUAUAUCGCUCUGUGUUUUUGGAUGGGGCUUCGUAGCGUCCCUGCAGUCGCUCGCAACGUCCUUUGGGACAAUGGUGUUCCUGCGCGCCAUGCUAGGGAUCACAGAAGCAGCAUUCGGUCCAGGCGUUCCAUUUUAUCUGUCUCUAUUCUACAAGCGCGAGGAGCUCGCCUUUCGAAACGCAUUGUUCAUUUCCGCCGCCCCGCUGGCCUCGUCGUUCGCUAGCAGCCUGGCGUGGCUGAUUGUGAAAUCCAGUAGCGAUGGGCCUAUUGCACCAUGGCGCACAUUGUUUCUGGUGGAAGGAUUCCCCAGCGUCAUUGUCGCUGUUUUUGCCUGGUACACGAUUCCUGACUCACCGGGAACUUCGGCGUUCCUUGAGCCCCGUCAACGGAUGGUGGCUCAGCUGCGGAUGGGAAACGGUGCCAAACCUGAGCAUCAUGGCCAUGGCAGGAGGUUCAACUGGGGUGAGGUUGGAAAGACUCUGUCUGAUCCCAAGUCCUAUAUUACAGCUUUCAUGUUUUUCAGCUGCAACGUUGCCUUCAGCUCUAUGCCCGUCUUCCUGCCCACCAUUUUGCAUGAUAUGGGCUAUACCUCUCAAACCUCGCAAGCUCUCAGCGCCCCACCAUACUUGGUUGCCUUCAUCACUGUGCUCGCAACAGCCUACCUCUCCGACCGCUCCCGCUCCCGCAGCCCGUACCUAAUAACACAUGCCCUCAUCUCGGCGAUAUCGUAUCUGGCCAUCGCGCUAACCGGUUCUUUCCAUGCGUCCCUCUCACCCUCACUUCACACCGCAAUCCGGUAUAUCUGCGUUUACCCCGCAACAGCAGGCUUCUUUUCGGCAAUCACGCUGAUCAUUACAUGGAGCAUGGACAAUCGUGCAGCGCAAGAGGGCAAAGGUGCGAGUGUGGCGAUUCUCAAUGUCAUUGGACAAUGCGGGCCAUUGCUGGGCACGAGGCUCUAUCCUGCUGAAGAUGGACCUUGGUAUGUCAGGGGAAUGGCGGUCUGCGCGGGAUUUAUGGCUGUUGUUGCAAUUCUCGCGGCGGUAUUGAGGGGGAUAUUGAAGAGAGCAAACGAAAAGAUGGCGGAGGGUGAGAGGGGGAGCGACGGGACAGAUAGAGAGCGGGAGGUGCUGAUCCUGGGGAGUGGAGGGCAAAGGAGGGAGGUGUUCACGUAUAUUAUGUAA
Aspergillus nidulans FGSC A4 is the source of this 1755-nucleotide messenger RNA. RefSeq names its product putative MFS transporter. Lineage: Eukaryota; Fungi; Ascomycota; Eurotiomycetes; Eurotiales; Aspergillaceae. Gene Ontology annotation, biological process: transmembrane transport. The coding region runs from base 91 to 1755 and encodes 554 amino acids. The transcript is spliced from 4 exons. The record is from RefSeq and is a predicted model, not a curated record. Gene Ontology annotation, molecular function: transmembrane transporter activity. Gene Ontology annotation, cellular component: membrane.